CUCACUUGCUGUCAGACCUCCUCCUCUCCGGGACUGAAGAAGGACCAGAGCCCAGCAUGUCGGAUCAGUCGGCGUUUGACACGGACGUAUGGACCCUGACCCGGUUCGUCAUCGAGACUGGUCGCCAGGCCAAGGGGGCGACGGGUGAGCUGACCCAGCUCAUCAACGCCAUGCUGACGGCCAUCAAAGCCAUCUCCUCUGCUGUGAGGAAGGCAGGCCUGGCUCACCUGUAAGUACCAUGGCACCUCUAAAUGACAUGCACGCAUGAUUACAUAACUGACUAAAUGUGAGAUACCUUCAGUUAAAAACAGGCUUAUGUGUAUUUAUAUGUGUGUGUGUGAUGGCAUUUUAUUGAACUUAACAAGACCUUUGCUGUUUGCAUACCUCAGAGGAAAGGUCAGAGGUCAACAUCAGCCGUCAUAGAAUUCCUGCUUAAGGUAGUUGACAUUUUGCUUUAGUCCUGCAGUAGAUAACACAGCCAAGAGUGGACUACGAUUGAAGCUGGUGUGUGAAUUGAGACUUUUCAAGUGUCAGGGGUGACAGAGCGGGUGGUGCUGAUAUGACUGAUUGUUCUGUGCGGCCAAAAAGUCAUGCAGCUGUGUUUGAUUCAAGUGCAUUUCAACACUCUGGGGUUGAUAAAAGAGAGUGCUUUGUCUUUUCUUGUAGGAGAUAAAAUAACAUAGAUAAACGACUCUUUGUCAGGAGAGUUGACAAAGCAAAUUAAAGUUCUGCAGUCCCUGUCAAUGUUUCAAAGUUAUAUGCCGUUUCUGUGCUUCUUCCUUGUGUACGUUCCAUUGUACUUCUAUAGAUAUUGAAGGUUGUGCUAAUUUUAACUGCAAGAUAUACUGACCGGUGGUGUUAUCUACAGAAGGUUUACAUCCAUGUUAUUAUUGUGAGCAUACUGUACAUACUGUAAAUGCUAAAAGAGGCCUGAAAGGAAAGAGUUGAAAUUCUUCCACAAUAUGGAUGAGAGCAACUGAGACUGAGCUAGCUUCUACAGAGCAACUCAUUAUUGAGUGAAAGGGUUAUGUAACCACAUAAAUCAGCAUUGUUUGAAGCUAAAUGACGAUAAUUAGUGCUAACAAGGCAGCUAACUGCAGCUUUUACUUGUGACUGCUGAGCCAAAGCUGAGUAUGGCUCAAUGUGGGGAAUAACUGAAGGGAUAAUUCUUUGCUUCCUCUUGUAACAUCGACAUAUUGUCUCCUUUAGUCUUUAUUUUUGUGAGGCUGAACUGGCUGAUGUUUGGUCCUCACACAGGCAUGGUUUGGCCGGUGCAGUAAACGUGACUGGGGAUGAUGUGAAGAAACUGGACGUGCUGUCCAACGACCUGGUUAUCAACAUGCUGCAGGCUUCCUACAGCACAUGCUGCAUGGUGUCUGAGGAGAACAAGGAGCUCAUCAUCACGCCCAAAGACAAGAGGGUGAGUGAUGAUGUAAAGCUGUCAGGAAAGGAGAAAAGACCGCACAGUGAUGGAUUUUGUUUAUUUUCUGCAGGGAUAUGGUGAAGCAAUAGUCCAAUGUAAAGUUGAUAAGACGAUGUUAAGAGGCAUACAUAAAUUAAUCAGUUACUUUCAACGGUUAUGUGGCCUCUACCAUAUGGCAUCUGUUCUCAAUUUUUCUUAAAGUCCCACUCUUAUCUUUUUUUUCUUUUUACUUCUUAAAGUGUUAUCAGUGGUCUUUAAAACGUGAGUAUGAAGUUUUAAGCCAAAAUCACGUUACCUGUGUCAUUUUCAAGGGCUGUUCUUCAGCAGAGCUCCAGUAGCUCAUUAACAAUUCACCUCUAAAUUGUGGCCAGAGACAGCGCUGCUCUGCACACUCCUCUUUACGCUAACUUGCAGCCUAACAUUGCUGGUGUAGUAGAAGUAGCAGGUAACAUAGGAGCUUUUCAACUCUCGGACACUGUCUUUGGGGACAUGAUGAAAUUUAAUAUCAUAAUUAGCUGUCUUAGAAGCAUUGCAAUCCACUACCUUGGGGGCGGAGCUUGGAUUUGUGACUAGUAAAUCUCACUGUGUCUGAGCCUGCCGUUUGGGUCUGCCAGAGACUCACAGCGAUUUGAAUGCAGAAAUACUCAAAAUGUAAUUUCACACUUAGUUGUCUUAUGAUGCGUCCUGUAGCAUCAGAAAAAUGACAUAUGAACAUGUAGAAAACAAGAAAAGUCUGAUUUUCAUUGGAGUGGGUCUUUAAGAUAUUCAAAAAUAUUGUAGAUGAUAAAAAGUUGUUUUAUUUGGACAAUCAUUGGUGCACUGCAUCACAUAAUAUCCUCUUGAGGAGUGCUUUGUAAAGGGCACCACAUUAGUUUUUCUUCAUUGAAAGCAGAGGGACCUGCAUCCCCUGUGUCCCUGGAGGGCUGCCCUGUUGUGACCACACUGUGGCAUCCUCUUUUAUCUGCUUAAUGAAUAUUGCAGUGUGACUGGAUCUCCUGGCUGCUUCGAAUAAUACUAUCUAUAAAUUAUUCAGAACUGGAUCACAUAGAAGUUUACUAUGCUUGUAUAAGAUUAACAGACAAAACUAACAUUUGUGUCAUUUACAAAAUUAUCUAUUAGAGGUCUUCUUGUCACUUGUCGAUUCCAGUGUAGAGCCCAGUGGGGACAUAAGUUAUUAUUUCAGAAAGGUAAAAUAAAGCACUAUAAAAUCUGCAGUUUUUUAUACAAUCCCGAUUUUAAUAAAAAGUUGGAUGCUUUGUAGAAUUUAGAUAAAAAUUUGAAUGUUAUUUUGGCAGAUCAUUUAAACUCUCUUUUUUGUGCAGGUGUCUCUCCAGAUUCUCUGACUCUUUCAGUGACAUUCUGUACCAUAAUUGAUUAAAUCCUCCAAUUCUUAUUUACUUUGUACUGAGGAAAAUUAUUCUGCAGUUAAAUGAUUUUCUCAUGUCACACAUUAAAAAUCAGGAUACAGAAACCUACAAUCUUGUCACUGAUGGACUUGUUUGCCUGUGGAUAUCAUAAAAAAGUACCAGUCAGAGUUUCAGAAGUUUGGGACAAGAGUUUAUCAUGUUGAUUUGAAUUUUCUUAAGGUAACUAAGUCAUUUAAGUAUAUUUUCAAUGGAGGGUGGGGAGCGGAUUUCCACUUCUGUAGGUUAACUCCCUUUGUAUCAACAAAGUGUUUCUCUCAUCUGUUUUUUUCUUUUUUGUCUUUUGAUUUGUGUUGACUCACAGGGAAAGUAUGUGGUGUGCUUUGACCCUCUGGACGGCUCCAGUAACAUCGACUGCUUGGCCUCAAUCGGCACCAUAUUUGCAAUUUACAAACGGGUGAGUCUGAUACAGAAAGAUGCACAGAUAUUACAGACACAAAACUGAUUCCUGUGGGUCGAAGUCAAGGGGUUGAUUAAAAUAACACUGUUUUUGAAAUGUCAUAGCUGCAUGUUCAAGUUCAGAAUCGAUUGUGUGGAAGUGGUGGGCUGAUCUGCAGGAAACGCCCUUUACAUGACACAUGUGUUAUCCUUACAGUUGUCCAACACUUGAAGAGAAGGAAUACCAUAAAAUAACAAAGACAUAAGAAAAAAAAUCAGUAAUAUAACUAAUAUAAUUCUUCAUGCAUUGCACUGUAUGAAAUGUAAUAAUUUGAGUGUUGGAAUAAACCUUUAUGGAAGUAGGAAGUUUCAAAGUGCACUGAUGCUCUGCAGACACAAGAGGCUGCUCUUGUCCAGGUUUCUGAAAGCAGAGGGUGUUAUUUAUCCUCACAAGGUUGCAGACUGGUUUAUUGGGUUGACAGGGAGUGAAACUGAUCAAGUAAUUCAGCUUUGUCAGACCCGACAAACAUGUAAAUCAUCCUGUCAGCUCCUUGAAAAACUCUUCACUGUGUUACUGUCAUCUCUAGCAGGAUGAAAGACGAUGCUCAAACACAUUCUGGUACAGCUAAAUAAAACAGAUUCUUGUAAGGGUGUGUGCGUGUGAUUAAUGUGGCUUUGCAAUGGAGACUUUUGUCAAGUUGUGUCUGAGCAUGCUUUUUGGGUCUGCCAGAGAUUCACAGCGGUUUAAAUGCAGAAAUACUCAGAUAUGCAAUUUCACACUUAGUUUUCUCAUGAUGUGUACUGUAGCAACAGAAAAAUGAAAUAUGAACAUGUAGACAACAAGAAAAACAUGAUUUUCAUUGGAGUGGGUCUUUAAGAUAUUCAAAAAUAUUGUAGAUGAUAAAAAGUUGUUUUAUUUGGACAAUCACAAUUAUCACAUAAUGUCCUCUUGAGGAGUUCUUUGUAAAGGCCACCACAUUAGUUUUUCUUCACUAAAAGCCGAGGGCUGCAGAGGGAGUUAUUUACCCUUAAAAGGUUGCAGCCUGGUCUAUUGGAUUCACAGGCGGUGAAACCAUUCAAGUAAUUCAGCUUUGUCAAACAUGUAAAUCAUCCUGUCAGCUACUUAUAAAAACUCCUCACUGUGUUCCCGACAUCAUCUGUACCAGGAUGAAAGAAGAUGCUCAAACACAUUGUGGUACAGCUGAAUAAAACAGAUUCUUGUGAGGUUGUGUAUGAUUGAUGUGGCUUUGUAAUGGAGGAUUUUGUCAAGUUAUAAGCAUAGCUAAACUUCGUCAUUAUAAGUAACUAUUUACAGAUAUGUGUUGCACCAUAAAUUAAGCUAUGCUUUUUAUUAAACAUGUUGAUGGUCUUUUAAUCCAAAAUAACAAAAACCUAAUCUGAACCUUCUGCAUUCAGUUACUGCACAUUAUAGUCCUUUUUAGCUCGCGCUCCAUACAGACCUUUGCAAACUCUCUCAGUUUAAAGGGAUUGGGGGAAUGACACCUCCUUAUUGUCGUUCAUCCUUGGUUAUAUGACUCUCUCCCUCCGCUGGUUCAGGUUUCAGAAGGAGAGCCCACGGACAAAGAUGCCCUGCAGCAGGGAAACAACAUCGUAUGUGCAGGUUACGCCCUGUAUGGCAGUGCCACCCUGGUCGCCCUCAGCACAGGCGCUGGCCUCAACUUCUUCAUGUUAGACCCUGUGAGUACUCUCCACUCACUGCCCGUCUGUAUCUACACGCUGAUGUCUGCAGGUUUAAGUGGGGAAGGAAAAGGAAGAUCAAGUCCCUACUGCUGAUCUUUCAAUAUCAUCUUUACUUAACUUUACAGUCUCUCCUUCAGGGUUAUAUGCUUUUAUUGCCCCAUAGCAGCUUUUAUUUAAGAAAACAAAUAUGAACCUGUCAAUCAUUCCUCAUGCUGCAUGUCUCCACAGUGCAAUAAGGGAUGUUGUGGGGGCUGUAAACUCACAUAAACCCUCUUGUAUUUGGCAGAGAGUUUGCCUAAUCUUAACUUUACUUUUAUAGAUCUUGUAGAAAUCCAGCAGGAGUACAAAUCACAUUGUUUAAAGAUCCUGUAAGGCAAAACAGAGCAACAAAUCAAUGCAGGUUAAAGGAUUUCAGCUCCAGAUGCAUCACUUACAUGCUUGUUUUCUGUUAGCCAGAGACCAAAGCUCAUCCUAUUUUCAUUUUUGCCACAUUUUUCUAGUCUGUUCAACGCUUGUGUAAAAUGUUUCACUCUCCCUCAGGGACUUUUUAACUCAUGGGGUUCCUCCAAACUCACACAAAAAGAGAAAACUAUGAAGAAAACAACAGGCCUCUUGGAGUACGUCUUUAGGAAAAGCUGCUUAGAAUGAACAGCUUCACUUCAUGUUACCAUAAGUAAUCUGCUUGUUGUUGUUGUGCGUCCAGAAACCUGAGAAUACCAGAAGUCGUCAUGUAAAACUUUCAAAAACAAGAGGAGAAAUGUUGCAGCUGCACUCCUACACCUUUCAGUUGAAAUUCACUACUUUUUAAUAGAUGAUACUGUUGUGUUUUUAAGCAUUUGUUUCACUCAAAGUCUCUCAAACAUAAAUCCAAAUGUAGGUGACUGGAUGAGAGUCAUAAACUGUUUAAAUUAACCCAUUUUAAAGCUUUAUUGAGGAUAACCCCCAUGUUAACAUUUUUGUUUGUUUCACAGGCCAUCGGCGAGUUCCUCCUCACUGAGAGGAAUGUGAAGAUUAAGCCAAAGGGGAAGAUCUACAGUCUAAAUGAGGGAUAUGCCAAGUACUUCCACCCCUCCAUCAACGAGUACCUCAAACACAAGAAGUACCCCGAGGUGAGUGACCUUAAAAAAAUCAAAGACAGUGCAGAGAACCCAUGAUAAACACAUCAAAAUGAUAAAGGUAGAUUUGAACCUUUUUUAUGAGAGAGUGCAGAAAGACAUGCAUAAAAGGAUCAUGGGUAGAAACCUGGGCCACACACUAUGAGGCCUUGAGUCUUUGUAUAUGAGGUGUUUUGGCAUUGAUUGUUUUUACUUUGUGUCUGUGGUUUGGGUUCUGGUUCCUUCCAGCAAAGCUGUGCAAAAGGACUGAGUCAUGCAUCCUUUCAUUUCACGGACAUACAGCUAUAUUUACUCUCAGUCCUGAGGGCGGACGUCAAACACCAGCAGCCUCUCACACCCAUCAUGUGAAUCCUGACCAAGCAUUUGCUGUGCAAGGCUGAUCUAUACAAGGGUUCUUCGUUGGCAUGACAGAAAUCCUUUUUUAAAGAUCACAGUUCUCCUUUUUCUCGUGGUUUAUUGAGAUUUCCUUCAUUACAUCAUUUUAAAAACAUGCAGUUCAGCAGUUUGAGAUCAAAGAUAUGAACUUGUCGCACACUCACAGAUGCAUAAAUAUCAGAUAAUGAUAUUUAUCUUAGAUGAGCCCUUCAGAGAGUUUACAGCCAGCCUGAUCUUCCAUGAAUCUGGUUUCAGAUACACCUGAGAGUUAAAAAGUUAAAGGUUUAAAGUUCUCGUAUCUGAACUGUCAGUGAUGGAGCAUUCAUACUCUUCCACCACAACAGAUUUCUUCUACAGACUUUAGGCGGGCCAAAAUUUGGUCUGUUUCUGUGAUUUUCAGUCGAGAAAUCCACUUCUUCUCUUUCUAUAAAAAAUGUUGUCUCUCACAGGUUUUCCUUUUCAGACCUUUUCCUUCCUUCUUAACUCCUCAUCUUGUGUUUUUUAAAAAUCAUUCUAAUCUUAAAGUAUUUGCUUUUUCAUGCAACACUCAAAACACAAGACAGUUUGCCGAAGCAAAGACCGUGAAUGACAGCAAGACCCACUGCUGCAAGUGUCUGAGUAAUAUAUUUACACUUAAACUCCUGAAACAAAUAAAUACAACAUAAAACAUUUGGUUAAUGUGAGAGCAUGCAUAGGUGAACUGAAGUCUGAGUUCAAAGUGAAGAAACUUUAGACAAACAGGUACCACAAGCAGAGCAUCAUGUGAUGAACUGUCAGUCAGUCAGGCAUGUUGUUCGGUGAGACAGGUCAGAGGGCGGCGGCUCGGUCAGCUGAGCUGCUGGAUGGUGACACUCGUACUGCAGGAAACAUCGUGUUCCUCAGGAAACUGCAGCCGGUCAUCUGGAAACCCUGAGCUCCACAAACACACAUGCACACUCAGCGAUUCUGCAGCACACUCACAAACGUGACCACAGUCAGCUCAGUCGUCAGCAUCCGUCUCAUCAGUGAAGCGGUUAGUUAUUCACAUUUUUAUGAAAUAACAUCCUGAUGGCUGAUGCUGCAUCUCUGAGGGCUCUUCUUGACCUGUUGCAGAAUAAAGGACUGAAAAAAAUAUCCUUCACAUGAGAUUUAUUCAUUUUUACAGCAAACGCAGCUGUAAUCUUAACCCUGAUACGUUAGCUGAAUUCUCAAAUAUCAGAGCUUGAAAGGGUCUGGUUGAAUAAUGUCUCAAAUUAAAUCAUCAUUUUUUUGUCUGGUUUUUGAGUUUGUUUCAAAUACUUACUGAACUAGGACCAAAAUACAGUUCACAUUUAAUGUUUGCAGCUGAAUUUGGCAACAUUUUUUAAAAGUUUAUUGACCGUUGAGUUUGUAAAGGCCACAUCACAGACUUUUUAUGUCUUGAUCUAAUAUUUUGUUUCAUUUUACCCAUGUUUUCUUUAAUUUUAUCUUCUGUUUUCUUCCAUAUUUAACGUACACACAUAACCUCGUCCCUCUUUUCUUACAGCCUUAUUCAAAAAAUUCAGAACUUGCUUUUGUUGCACCUUUUAUGCACAAACACAGACUAUAGUUUCUGAAUUCAGUGUAAAUAAUUAGGUAAGAAGAUGCAAGUUUUCCAUCUGCUGCAUGACUGCCACCUGACAGGCUGACAUCUGACAGAAGAAAAAUACAAAUGCUCUCACUCAGAUCACAAGAAAUUUUAUUCAGAAAGUAUUACUUUUACAAAAACAGCCACAUCUUUCAGCCAUGGUUAAACAGACAGCAACAUGAUCUUCAUCAAACCAAAACCUACACUGACCUUAAUGCACAAUGAGCUGUGAACUGAGUGUGCUGGGGGAGUCUACAAGGUGCAACACUGAAAAACAAUGCCACAAAAAUCUUCAAUAACUUUAACCUGGAUGGAUGAAGUUGUCAUGAUAACUCUAAACUAGAUCAAAAAGGCCUAUUUGGAUUCUCGGCUUAUAGCACUCAGAGUUCACUUCAUGUGAAAGUUGUUCCACUUUUGGUUGACUAGAUUUACAGACUGUUAAAUUUACUUCUACUCAAGUAAAAUUUCAUCAGACCUGAAGAUUCUUAAACUUUUUCCACUCCUGAUGAAGUUACAGUCUUGAAAAUGUUUGACUCAAACAUAGAAAAUGUCUGUGAGCCUCCUGUGAUUUUACACUCAUCAUCAUGUUACUCCUCACCCUCACCUUACCAUUAUGACCCAGCAGAACGCUGCAGUAACCACACUGUUGCUCACUGUCACCAUGUGAUGUGUUGUGAAAGGGCAAAGAACUUGUCCGGCAGGGUUGAACUCGAAUAUGUUGUUUAAAGGCCGGCGGUGAGGGUUAACUCAGGUGUGAAGGUGAAAUCCUUUGUCCUUUCUUUCCUGAGUGGAGGCUGCUCUGCUUUUUUGUGAAGACGGUGCACUCUGAGACAGAAAACUCCUCAGCUGUUAAUCUAUCAGCUGCUUUUGGCUGCUCGUUCUCACACCAUGCAAAUACAGAAUCAUUUAUAAGCAAUCAAGAAGUCUGAAAAUGAAACUUUAUUUUUUAUUCUUCUUAUUACACAAGAACUGCUUUUUCCCUGAAGUAAAGAAAGACUUAAAACAACACUUCACUGAUUUGCAGAAAGUCCAUGAGAGAAAAACACAAAACUUGCAAACAAAUAUUUAAGAAAGGUCAACGCCGCCUGAUCAUUGCGGUCAGAUCAUUUACUGACUUCUAUCUCCUUGUGAUAAAAAAGUAUUAAUAUAUUGCGAAACUAUAUUUCCUGUCACAUCUGCCCCUCAAACUUUCCCACACUCGCUUUUUUUAUUUUAGGAAGUUUCAUUUUGUCUGAAAUGAGACCGGCUGAAUGUACUCUGCAAGAGCGUGUGUUUGUGAGUGUUGCGUAGUGUGGGUGGGUCUGGUUUGGGAAAUACUCUUGUAAAAACACACACACACACACACACACACACACACACACACACACACACACACACACACACACACACACACACACACACACACACACACACACAGAGUGCUCCCUCAUGACGGCAAAGCUGUGACUCAGCAAGCACAUGACUCUGCGUCACGUUGUGCCCGUCUGAACUUGAAGCUCACUUCUUGGCAACUUUUCUCACAUUCACCUUUGGGACAGUUCUGUUGAUGGAAGAAGUUAAAAAAUAAAACAGGACACAAAUGAGGAGUAGAUUUUAAAAAUAAAACUGUCUCUUUUCCGUGCGGUUAAGUUUGGCGUUCAAACCCUGUCAUCUCAGUUGUCUGCAGACGGGCUGUUAUCAUAGAUGUGUUGGACUGUGUCACUCUGACUUCCACAGGGUUGUUGUGUGUUGUGUUGCUGCUGCAGAUGGACUUUGACCUGUCAGUGUGUUUGUUGUUGUUGUUGUAGAGAUUUCCCUCAGCUGCAGGUCAAAAACUGCCUUCGAUCCUUGAAUGAAGUAGAUCUGCUGGAGCUUCAACUUUUAAAUGACUGCCUGACCAGCAAGUUAACGUGUCAGCAUUUUUAAAAAAAUCCAAUUAUAUUUAGAAAAGAUCUCAGGAAUAUAGACUUGCUUUAUUAAUUUAUGUCUCUAGUCUAGAUUUGCUUGAAACAUACAAACAAUUAUAUGAAAAAUAACUUUUCUCUUUGUUGUGUUACUUUUUUAAAAACAGCAGAAGCUGAACGAAGUGCUUUAAAACUAAUAAAGGACUCAAAAUCAAAACAAGGACACAGACAAAUGAGAUAAGACAGGCAACAUAGAAGUCACAGUUUAUAGAAAUGGAGAAACAGGUCAUCUGAAUAAGACAAGAGGCCUGAAACAGAAGCAUGUGAAAGACAGUUUUGACGGAGGAAGACAUGAUUUAGUUUGGGAGGUCAUUCAAAAGCUGAGAGGCCUGAACAGCAAAAGCACGGCCACCUCCAAAUUUAUACUUAGAUUAGGGGACUUUUAGUUCCUCUUUUAGUAUCACAUAUAGAAACUUAUGUAGAGUUUUAAAUAGAUAAAAGAGAAACUCUCUUGUUGGGUGCAACUUUUGAAAAAGAAAAACUGACUUACAAAAAUCCUGUUUCUUUUAUGGUAAAGGAUUCAACAGAGCAAGAGGGUAUUCAAAGUAAAAUCAAUUGCUUUGGUGGAGAAUAAUGACACCAUCGUGGUUUGAAUGGGACAUUUUCCCUUUGAAUGUGCAGCAGUUAUCUAAAUUAUAUAUAGAAAAUCUAAAAGUGCACUUUGAUGCAUUAAUUUGAUUCCCAAAUUGAGACUCUGGAAAGAUUUUCUUUGCAACGUCACUAUGCAUUUAAUCGAGGUAGAGACUGUAAGAAAUCUCGUCUGAUUCUUUGUGGACUUCAUCAUGUAUCAUCAUCAAACCUGACAGUUUGUGCUUCUGCGUGACCAGACUUAGUCACACCUGAACAAAAACAGCUGUGGUGUUUAUUAAUACUGACAUAAGAAAGGAUCCAUAAGCAGCAGCCAUCUUGGUUGUUUAUGAAAAUGCCUCAAAGGCUUUUAAACACACCUCAUGUUGGAGAACCAGGUGUGAUUCUUUACCUGAAUCAGGCUGGAUGGAAGUUUGUUAAGGCAGUAUGGGGGUGAGACGUACCUGGCAGAAUAAAUAAAACAUGACUGUGCAGGUUUUGUGGUUCUUGGACUUUUGUGUACUUUCUAUGUAAUUUCCAUUACAUCCAUAUUUAGAAGUGAAUGAGUGCAUCAUGUGAGACCAGCUGACCCUGUUAACCUGCAGCUGUUUGUAUCUCCAGCUCAUCAACCGUGAAAAUGAUCACUCAUAAACACUCUGAAGUUUUGAUUUCAUUUACAUGAAUAGUUUCUGUAGUUAUUAAAUUUUGUUGUAAUAAAUCUUGUGUGGUUAAAGUUAUUCAAUAAAAACAUCCCUUUCUUCAUGAAGCUGGAAUUUAAUUGUUCUCUCGUCUCCUGCAGGAUGGCAGCUCCCCUUACGGAGCUCGGUAUGUGGGCUCCAUGGUGUCAGAUAUUCACCGCACCCUCGCCUACGGAGGGAUCUUCAUGUACCCCGCCAACGAGAAGAGCCCUAAAGGAAAGGUAGACAACCAUCUCCAUAAAGCUUAACUUCUUCAGUGAUCAGUGAUAUUAUUUCUUUCCGGCUUUCAUUCAGUUUUGCCAGCUAAAGCCAGCUCAAAGUCCACUUUGAAGCAGAGUGGGCCGCAGCUCAUUUCACAGGGUUGUUUAGAGCUUUGAUCAAAUCUUCACAUGAGAACCAGAACCAAACUACGAGUCCAGUCUGCUGCUGAAGAACGUAGUUGGCACAGUGCUCUGGUUCAGGUCUUACCUCACAGCCUCUCCCUCUGUGACACAGUGUACAGUGGAUUUUAGAGUUGUGUAACCUGAGAGUGUUUUUCAGCUCCGAGAUAAAUAAAGCUCAGAGAGUGUUCGGGGAGGGUUGUAGAGAUAAACGAAAGCCUCUCCUCGCUUUCUUUACAAACAGCUUAACUCUGUGACACAGUUUACCUGAAACAAACCAUGACUAUCAUAGAUCAGAACAAGUCACUUUUUACGAGUCACUCUUAAAUAAAAAAUACAGUAAACGAUAUAUACACAAACUACAACCAUAGCUCCACUAAACUGUAUGUGUAACCGCACUGACUGUCUUUUUCAAACUUUGAUCAAAGUUUUCUGUAACUUUUUCUGCUCACAGCUGCGUCUGUUGUACGAGUGCAACCCCAUCGCUUUCCUCAUCGAGCAGGCGGGAGGUGUCGCCACCACCGGCACCCAGAGGAUACUGGAUGUUCAGCCAGAAGCGCUCCACCAGCGGGUGCCCUUCGUGGUCGGCUCUCCUGAUGACGUCAACGAGUACCUGUCCUUCGUCAAAAAGUUCCAGUAGGCUGAAGUUGAACAAGAACUCUUUCAAUCAGUCCAUCAGAAAGGAGAUUAGCUAGUCAUACCAUCCACAAGGAUUCAUUUUGGGACUCGAUAAAAAGUUAUGUUUAGUCAAACUUGACACAAAGCUGAAAUUGUUUGAAUUCCCUGACUCAGCAUUUAUUUGGCUCAUGCAGUAUGUCUGAAACAAGUAUUUACCAUAUCAGAGGAACAACCUGGUUAUCAAUGCUCUGAAAUAUGUCAUUUUGUAUCCAGAAGAAUCAAAUCUGGAUAAUAAAAGAAAGUUUUUACUCUA
Xyrichtys novacula (pearly razorfish) is the source of this 12520-nucleotide messenger RNA. The record is from the annotation of a GenBank genome assembly. NCBI's taxonomy places the organism in Eukaryota, Metazoa, Chordata, Actinopteri, Labriformes, Labridae.